UUAAUCAUGACCCCAAUAUGAAUACCAAAUGCCGAAUGGAAAAUUAAAAAAAAAAAUAAAAAAAUUAACACGCGGAGGGUUAAGGAAUGGGAAGACGGAGGAGAAAUGGUGGUUGUCUAAAAUACCAUUUCCCUUUCCAUUUUCCUAUCAGACAAAUUACAAUAUGUGUCAAAAAAAAUGAAUUCUUUCACCAAAUUCCCCACAAAUCUCACAAUUGUCUAUACGCAAAUACUACAAAAGCUUAAAAACACCCCAUUCUUGAAGUCAACAAUGAAAAACAUCAACACCAAACAACACAAUUUUCACCUAUGUUCUUGCUACUUCUUUCUAAUUUCACAAAUUCUUUUACCAAUUCUUGCAAUACCAACACCAACACCAACAACUAACACAAUCACAACCAAAAAUCCACUUACAAUACACAAAACUUUAAUCUCUAAAACAAAAAAAUUCGAGUUAGGAUUUUUCACUCCAGGUGGUCCAAAUUCAGACAAAUGGUAUCUAGGAAUAUGGUACAGAGAAAUUCAAGAAACAACUAUGGUUUGGGUUGCAAACAGAGAAAACCCCGUUAACAAUUCAUCUUCAUCGUCUUUACCUGUUUUAAAACUUAGCCAAGAUGGUCGUCUUGUUAUUUAUGACGGUGCUGGAAAUUCUCUCUGGUACUCGAAUAAACCUCAGGAUUUUAAUUAUCCCACAGAUACUAAAUUUAUUGCUCAGUUAUUAGAUUCAGGGAAUUUCGUCGUUCGUCCUGAGAACGACGAAAAUAAGGAGAGUUAUUUAUGGCAGAGUUUUGAUUAUCCUACUGAUACUUUGUUACCAGGGAUGAAACUUGGGUGGGACUCGAAAACAGGGUUAAAUAGGAAUAUUACUUCAUGGAAAUCUCCAUUUGAUCCAGCACCUGGAAAUUAUACGUUUAAACUUGAUAUUAAUGGUUUACCAGAAGCUUUUUUGACAAAUAGAGAGAAAGUUUUUUAUAGGAGUGGACCUUGGAAUGGAGUUGGAUUUAGUGGUGUACCAGAAAUGAGGCCUACAGAGGUUAUAACAUUCGAGUUUCAGAUGAACAAAGAUCAAGUUUACUACACAUUCGAGGUACUCGACAAGAAAAUAUGUUCAAGAUUGUUAGUGAAGCAUAAUGGUUUCUUAGAGAGGUACACUUGGAUUCCGACUAGUCAUAUUUGGAACAAAUUCUGGUAUGCGCCAAAAGACCAAUGUGAUUUUUACGAAGAGUGCGGCGUUUCUGGAAUUUGUAAUGCGAAUCUUUCGCCAGUGUGCAAAUGUCUAGUGGGCUACAAGCCCAAAAAUCAAGUGGCAUGGGAUUUAAGAGAUGGAUCAGAUGGAUGUGUUAGGGACCAUGAUUUGGAUUGUAAAACUGAUGUUUUUAACACAUUGAAGAACAUGAAAUUGCCAAAGAGUUCGACUUCAUUUGUGGAUACUAAGAUGAAUUUGGAUGAAUGUAAAGAAAUGUGUAGGUACAACUGUUCAUGCACGGCAUACACCACUGCGAACGUGACGGGGGCGGGUUCUGGAUGUGUCCUUUGGACAAAGGAAUUAGUCGACAUGAGGCAAUAUUCAGCGGCAGAAGGUGGACAAGUUCUCUACGUUAGAGUUGCCGCUUCUGACGCAGCACAAAGUGGAAAUGUGGGAUCUGAAGAUGGUUCUGGCAAAAUAAAAAGAAUUGCUAUGGCUACUGGAAUCACAGCUGGUGUUGUUCUUGUGCUAAUUGGAGUAGUAAGCAUUUGCUUAUUAUCAAAGAGAAAGAAAUUGGAAGGUCCAAUAAUAAGAAAGAAGACAGAACAAAGAGGCUCUAAAGAAAGAAGUCAAGAUCUUCUAGUGAACACAGCCAUUAUUCCAAGUAAAAGAGAAAUUUCUGGUGAAACUGAGGUGGACGAGUUUGAAUUGCCAUUAUUUGAUCUCAGCACCUUAGCCGUGGCUACAGAAGAUUUUUCUGAUGCAACCAAGUUAGGCCAGGGCGGUUUUGGUUGCGUUUACAAGGGAAUAAUAGAUGAUGAUCAAGAAAUAGCAGUGAAAAGGCUCUCAAAGAAUUCAGGCCAAGGAGUAGAGGAAUUCAAGAAUGAGCUAAGAUUGAUUGCAAGACUUCAGCACAGAAACCUCGUCCGCCUUCUUGGCUGCUGUGUUGAGAUGGGAGAGAAGAUGUUGAUAUACGAAUACAUGGAAAAUAAAAGCUUGGAUUCAAUCUUAUUCAAUAAGCAAAAAAGCGCGUUACUCGAUUGGCAAAGGCGAUUCAGCAUUAUUUGUGGAAUCGCUCGGGGGCUUCUGUAUCUUCAUCAAGAUUCAAGAUUUCGGAUUAUCCAUAGAGAUCUGAAAGCAAGCAACAUUCUCCUUGACAAGGAUAUGAUCCCAAAAAUAUCAGACUUUGGCAUGGCAAGGAUUUUCGGAGGCGAUGAGACUGAAGGAAAUACAAAGAGAGUAGUUGGAACCUACGGUUAUAUGUCUCCUGAAUAUGCGAUGGACGGACUGUUCUCUGUUAAAUCGGAUGUCUUCAGCUUUGGAGUUUUAGUGUUGGAAAUUGUAACAGGGAAGAAGAAUAGGGGAUUUUAUUUUCAGAACAGCCAAAGAAACCUUCUUGGCCAUGCAUGGAGACUAUGGAUAGAAGGAAUAGCCUCGGAACUACUAGAUUCAACAGUUGGAGAAUUGUUUUCUCCGUGCGAAGUAAUGAGAUGCAUACAGGUCGGGCUAUUGUGUGUUCAGGAGCAAGCAGAAGAUAGACCGAACAUGGCAACCGUUGUAUUGAUGUUAGGCAGUGAAAGCGCAACGCUUCCUCAGCCUAAGCACCCUGGAUUUUGCCUCGGAAGGAGACCAGUUGACGACUACUCGGAAACUAUUUAUGAGGAAACUUUUACGGUGAAUGAAGUUACAAUAACCAUGCUUGAAGCUCGUUAGUCAAAACUACAGAUGGUCUGGAUCGGCUGGACAACACUUGUACCUAACAGAAUAGAAAUCAAGGCAAAUUCCACUGAUGGGAGCGAACAUAGAGAUUCCCUGACGAAUGAAUGCUAUAACAUGGACUCCUGCUGGCAACAUGGUAUAGUACAUCAGUAACUACAGAGGUUAACAAUUUUCUCUUGUACACUUACCUUCUUUCUUCUUCUUCUUCUUCUUUU
This is a messenger RNA of Lycium ferocissimum, 3119 nucleotides long. Its product is annotated as receptor-like serine/threonine-protein kinase SD1-8. The transcript has 8 exons. Gene Ontology annotation, biological process: recognition of pollen; protein phosphorylation. The record is from RefSeq and is a predicted model, not a curated record. Gene Ontology annotation, molecular function: ATP binding; protein dimerization activity; DNA binding. Lineage: Eukaryota; Viridiplantae; Streptophyta; Magnoliopsida; Solanales; Solanaceae. Bases 178 to 2898 code for a protein of 906 amino acids.